This is a messenger RNA of Stylophora pistillata, 3255 nucleotides long. Its product is annotated as fibroblast growth factor receptor 3. Gene Ontology annotation, molecular function: ATP binding; transmembrane receptor protein tyrosine kinase activity. The record is from RefSeq and is a predicted model, not a curated record. Lineage: Eukaryota; Metazoa; Cnidaria; Anthozoa; Scleractinia; Pocilloporidae. Gene Ontology annotation, biological process: positive regulation of kinase activity; protein phosphorylation; multicellular organism development. Gene Ontology annotation, cellular component: signaling receptor complex; plasma membrane.
ACUCUCGUCAUAAACAAAACAAAAUUCUUGGCCUCGUGAUUCGAUCAAAUAACUGCUUUCCAUCUCGUCGACGUUUGAUAGAUAUCUUGGUCAGUAUAUAACUUGUCAACAAAGUUUCGCUUUUAUUUUCACCGGAAGUGAGCUCAAGUUCAACGAAAACACCACUUGAGAACAUACAAGCUACAAUCAGCACGUCCGCGUUAAUUUUUAGGCUGUGGAUGGACUGUGGAACUUAGAUAUUUACUGCUGCUGUGUUAGGCUGUGCCGCAUGAAUGGAGUUCUCGGUGCUGUUGAUAGCAAGCGUUUUUCUCAUUAAGGUCUCAGAAGCACAAGUUUUUGUACUGACCCCAGUCAGUCCAAUUCAAGCUCAAGAUGGCGUCAACAUCACACUACAUUGGGACUACCACUCUAGCUCUCACAUACUGAACCUUGCUCAGUGGGGAACUAUGACCCCAGAUGGUACCUUGGAAACCAUCAUAGCUCAACAGCAGGGGAAUAAGCCAGUAGAGUAUUUAUCAUCAAGUUAUAAAGACCGCGUUUUUGUAAUGGAAAAAGCUUCCUUGACUUUCAUUAACGUUAAAAUGGAUGACGGUGGGCGAUAUGGUUGUAAGUUGGCGUUUAGAGACGCGAAAAUUUUAAACUACACAAUACUGGAAGUAUCAGGUAGGCGAGUGUUUACUUAAAGAGUCAAAUCGAUAGUUCAUAUGUGUAAGUAGACCGAAUUACUCGUGAAGAGCCAGUUUCUGGUUGGAAGAGUUAAUGCCCAGAAAGGUUUGGGACGAGGCAUAUUUAUGACUCAGUUUUUUUGCAUCAUUCCCGUCCCCGCUUUCUCUAGUGGGAGUGUAUACAUAGGGAAUGCUAAUUUAGCCUGUCGCUCCAGAUUUAGGUGCUAUGAUUUCUGAAGUAGGUUUGGUUACUAAAGACCUCACUCUUUUGUAGAUGUCGUUUUCUCUCUCAACUUAUUUUCCUCUAUGGAACUUGUUGUAGCACUUUGCUCACGGUUUACGCGAUCAACCUUUACUUAUCAUUCGAAAUGAAGUGCAUCCUAGUUUAAGUUUUCCAACUUCCGCUUUUGCUAAUAGUACUUUGUGCAUAGCAAAAUGCAAGGAAACAUGAAAGAAGAAAAACAUCGAAAAGAGGGAUUAACCUUUUUUUUCCUGUCUUUAAAACGAUGUUCUCCUCCUCACUGGUAUGGCGAAUAGAAAUAGUAUCAUGUGUCCUUUCCGACAUCAACGUCUCGUCAUGAGUAUGUCAAUCACAUGUAGUGGCACGUCAGAGUCUUAAAUGAAUUCACACUAUGUCUGCCUGUUCAUCUCUUAAGCAAUAGCCACAACAGACGCAUUCCCCACAGCUGAUGGUACCGCUGAUGAUGAUACGAUAAAUACACAUCCGAUAUAUCUGGCUUUUGUUGCUGUGGUUCUGUUCCUAAUUAUACUAGUUGUCGUCUACUUAUUCAUCACGUGUAGGAAAAGAGAGGCUCUUACCGGUAGAAAAAAAACUGAAACAGCAAGACCGGACACGAAUAUGAUUGAAAUGAAUCCAGUGUCUCGCAAUUACAUGUACGCAGACACAGAAACGACUUUGGAUCCAAACGGUCCAUAUGACGACGUUAUCCGUCAAGAAUACUCAGUGAUUCCUCCAAUACUUCCAAACGCGACCGAAAAGGACUGGGAAGUACCUAAGGAGAACCUUGUGCUUGCGAAGGUGAUUGGCAGGGGAGCCUUCGGUAAAGUGGCUCGCGGAAUGGCAAAAGGAAUAAAUGAAAACAGGGAAGACAUGCAUGUAGCUAUCAAAAUGUUAAAAGAAAAUGCCACCGACGAAAACAGACAGGACCUCCUUGCUGAGCUGAACAUGAUGAAGAAGCUUGAACCACAUCAAAAUGUCAUACAGUUACUGGGCUGUGUCCCUAAGUCAGAUCCUGUGAUGGUUAUAACGGAGUAUGUACCGUAUGGAGAUCUCUUAGGUUAUCUGAGAAAGAGCCGUGGACUUCACGAUACAUAUUACAAUGACCCUGACAUAAAACCUCAAAGCUCUCUUGGUUCUGAACAUUUAUUCACCUUUGCUUGGGAUAUUGCCACUGGUAUGGAUUAUUUGUCGUCGAAAAAGAUAGUUCACCGUGAUCUUGCAGCCCGUAAUGUGCUAGUUGGUGAAGUAAAAAUCUGCAAAAUAACUGACUUUGGUUUGGCGAGAGACGUUUUUAAAGAGGACCUAUAUAGAAGAACAGCUACGGGUCGUCUCCCUGUAAAAUGGACUGCAAUUGAAUCCUUGUUGUAUGGAACGUGUACGACGAUGAGUGACAUAUGGAGCUAUGGAAUCGUGAUGUACGAAAUCUUUACCAUAGGAGGUUCGCCUUAUCCGAAGAUCGACGGAAAAUCUUUAGCCUCUUUACUUCAAGAAGGUUACAGAAUGCCUAAACCUUCACAUUUGGAUGAACAAUUGUAUAAGGUCAUGAAUGCCUGCUGGAAUGAAAAACCCAAAGAGAGACCAUCAUUUGCAGUGCUGCGCGGGACCAUGGAAGAUAUGAGUAAAGAGAAAGGGACCUACAUCAACCUUCAGGACUACGACAGCAAACUUUAUCAGAACGUCGACGAUAUGGACGCUUAAGCCACAGCGCACGUUUUAACUUUCAUACUCUUGAGAUCCAAAGGGGCUCCAGAACUCUAACAACGGAAGACGAUGGCUUUCCUUCCAGCAUAAAUUUUAGUUAAUACUUUUUGUAGAUCUUUGCUGAAGCUAGGACAACCAACAUGCCCAGAAUUUAAUUCGGACGGGUAAAAUCAAAAGAAAAUCAAGACAAUGGCUGAAGAGAAUAUGGAAAAUAUUAUUUAAUUUUUAAAGUAUAUUUAAAUAAAAAAGUACUUGACAUGUAUUCUUAAGACUUCCACCUACUUAAUGAUAUAGGUGUAGACGCCCUUAUACUACUGGACCGGCGUAACUGUUAGAGGCAAUGAUUCAAUUAACAGGUGAUUGACGAAUGUAGUUGUUUUAGCAAAAUUCGGAAUACAAGCGUCUAUUUUAAUUUGUAAUGGAACUAAGAAGGCCUCGAGACUACCUAAUGUGACUGGCCUGUUAAACCAGGCGCUACAGCACCAUCGGAAGUCAGUCAUAAUUUUCAUGUUUGGAAAACGUGACGCAUUUUAAAAGUGUACUGGAAUUACGUUCAAGACACUAUUACUUUAAUUCUUAUUAAGUGAUUUUUCUAUUUUUUCUUUUUCUUUUUACAAUAUUAAAAUGUCAAAAAUUAGAAAAAAUCAA